CUUUAUACCGUUGUGAAUGAGUUUAUUGGAUGUGAAACGAUAGUUGCGCGCACUAUUCGCUUCUGAUGUUUAUGAAUAUUGAACACACGGCCGGUGGUGUUACCAUAUCCAUAAAGCAAAAGUUUUAUGUACAAAAUUACAAAUAAAGUCCAAGACGAGGUCCAAGAAGUAAAAAAGAAAGAAUCGUUCUAAAUCAAUACAUUAGCCUAAGACAUCGUUGAACUAUAACCGGAGAAGUGGAAUAAAUUUGAUUGAACACAAAUUACCAGUGGAUUGUAAUAAAUUAUGGCAAAAAUUCAAUAAUAAAAACGUAAACGGACAAAGUUGAAAUGUGUGCAUAUUAAUAACAAAUAAUAAAACCCACAAAUGAUUUCUCAUAAAUAACAAUAAAACAACGAGUAAAAGGGAUAAAAAAGAGAAGAAAGAAAAAAAUUGAACACUAAAUUCUUACAAGAGUAUAACGCACAACAUAAAGCGCGCGAGUGAUUUCAAAACAAAAUUAUAUUUUAAGAUGGAUUACUCAACACUCAGAAAUAUAAAAGCUGAGUUGAAAACGCCACAGGAACAUGUUGCCGACGGUAUUGAUUUAUCGAAUAAUUAUGCUAAUGAUAACGAUCAACGAAAAUUUUAUUCAAAAUAUUUAAACAAUCACAAAAUCAAUAACAACUGUGCCAGCGAUUGUGAUGAAGAUCAGAAAAAUGUGACUGACCUGGCCAAACAGACCAAAAUCAAAUUGAAUUUCAGUGUUGAUAGAAUUCUGGGCAAUAGCCAUGUGGAUCAUUGCAGUGAUGGCUGUUCCAACGACAAAGCGGUCGUGGAUCGAAAUGGAAUGUUUGCAGAUAAAUUCAAUCAGAAUUGUUUGGACUGUAGCACCGUGCCGAAUAUUCCGUCAGCAGUGAACAGUCCGUAUUUUUCGGUACCAUUUUCGAUGGCAGCUUUACUAAAUUUGAAUAAAUCAAUCGUUCGACCGAUGCCAGUGAGAUAUAUGACCCGGUCACCCACAGUUCAUUCAACAUCAAACAUACCCUCCCAAUCACCAUUCGUUAAAUUUCACCAGCACAAUACCAAUUCAUCGCAUCAACAGUGCACUUACAGCAAUGGAAAACCACAAACCAAUCCGAACAGCCUACAACGUCCGCACAUAUCGAUGGCAGACAAUCAAACAAUGCAAACGAAUAGUGGAAAUUCGAAGCGAAAGCGUUCGUGGUCCCGUGCAGUUUUCAGCCAACUGCAACGGAAAGGUCUGGAAAUCCAAUUUCAAAUUCAAAAGUACAUCACAAAACCAGAUCGACGAAAACUGGCUGCACGGUUAGGUCUAACGGAUGCACAGGUGAAGGUUUGGUUUCAGAAUCGUCGAAUGAAAUGGCGACACACCAGAGAAGCAAAAUUGAAUCAAGAUAAAUCGGCAAACGGUUCGAAGAAGUGCGAGGAUCAACUUAAUGACAAUGAGACCAGUAGCAGCAGCGAUGAGGACGAAAUCGAUGUAGUUGCUGAAUGACAUUCUUCUGCGUAUUACUAACGACCCACCUUACUCAUUACAUGUUCUAAUUGUAACAGAAAAGUUACGAAGAAAUUAAAACGAAAAAAUUGUUAUAUUCAGCGUCAUUGUUUCUCUUGGUUCCAU
Molecule: messenger RNA, 1624 nt
Organism: Bradysia coprophila
Lineage: Eukaryota; Metazoa; Arthropoda; Insecta; Diptera; Sciaridae
Gene: H2.0
Product: Homeodomain protein 2.0
Biological process (GO): regulation of DNA-templated transcription
Molecular function (GO): DNA-binding transcription factor activity, RNA polymerase II-specific; sequence-specific DNA binding
Source: RefSeq, a predicted model, not a curated record